This is a messenger RNA of Menidia menidia (Atlantic silverside), 1549 nucleotides long. The record is from the annotation of a GenBank genome assembly. Lineage: Eukaryota; Metazoa; Chordata; Actinopteri; Atheriniformes; Atherinopsidae.
GAAGAAGUCACAAGAAGAAGAACACCAGCAAAACACGGAACUAAGGCAGGUUUGCUAGAUAUCGAUUCGUGCUCAUCUCUUGAAAUUGUUUCCCACAGGCACACGAUUUCGCCCGUGUGCUUCCAGCGCUCUGUUUCACGGUGCAAUGUUUAGCGGGUCCUAUCAGCCUCUGCCGCAAAGAGACUCCACCACCCCGAGGACUCCUGGCCUGUUUGUGGACUCUGACAGCUUUAAGGUUUCCAGCUUCCACAAGGGGCUUUCAUUUGACUACAUCCCAAAUGUGUCUGCUAACGACUUCACUGAUGCCUCCCAAGGAUGGCUGUCCUGGAUUUGUAACUUGAUCGUUAUUUUCUUGGUUUACAUCUGCACAUUUAUAAGCUUUCCAGUGUCCGGAUGGUUUGUACUGAAGACAGUGCCGAACUACGAGAGGAUAGUAGUUUUUCGUUUGGGUCGGGUCUGUCCUCCAAAGGGUCCUGGUAUCGUCCUCGUGCUGCCCCUCAUUGACCAGUGGCAGAGAGUCGACCUCCGCACCCGCGCUUUCAACAUCCCCCCUUGCCAGGUAACCACUCAGGAUGAUGGCAUGUUGUUGGUGGGAGCAGACAUCCAGUUUAGGAUCUGGAACCCGGUCAUGUCAGUGGUGUCGGUCCAGGACCUGAAUGCCUCCACCAGGAUGACUGCUCAGAACGCGUUGACCCACAGCCUGGCCAAGAAGACUGUCAGGGCAAUCCAAACUGAGAGAGUGAAACUUGGGGAAUACCUCGGGAUGGACAUUAAUGAGAUGACCCGUCCCUGGGGGCUUGAGGUGGAUAGGAUAGAACUUACCCUUGGUUCUCUCCUGAAAGCCCCAGAAGGGGACCAUGCUUCGCCUCUCAUUAUGCCUCCUUCUGUGCCUGGACUUGAAGGCCUCACUGGCUCCAUUCAGCAGUUGGCCAUGCAUUUUCUGAACCCCAGUGGCAUUUCACAGACCCACCAGAAGGACAACAUAACAUUUACAGAUGAGUUCAGCAGAGGCUCCGACUCUGUCGUCACUCCUCCAGGUUCUAUUGAGGAGCUGCUAAGAGGAGUCCAGAUGCUGCUCUCUGAGUCUUUGGUCAGUCAGGUCGGAGCCUGUUUCCAGUUUGAAGUCAGCUCAGCAGCUGGACAGCAUGACAGAUACUAUGUGGAUCUGAGCCAAGGUAGCGGAGAAGCUGGAUCGGGAUCCUCGUGUCGAGAGCCAGAUGUGACCCUCAGCAUGAGUGACUGUGACCUCCUGGCCAUGUUCCAGGGUGAGCUGCAGCCACUUGCUGCUUACACCAGCGGCAGACUGAAAAUCGAGGGCGACAUCCAGACAGCCAUGAAGCUGCAAGAACUCAUAAAGCUAAUGAAAAAAGGCCACGCAUAGUCAGUUUGCAUUUCCAGUGAAUGAAUCUCUCAUUUUGACUGCACAUUUUAUUGUUGAUAUACUGUAUAUAUAAUAAAUGCAGUUGUAUUUAAACUUUAAUUUGUGUCAUGGCCUUUUCUUGAGAAAAAAUACAUCUAAGUAAAUAUCUGUUUACAAACCUGCCGCAGC